UUCCCAUCUCUCUGCAACUGCCUACCUCGAACGCGCUAGCUACCCACCAGUGCUCCUACUUCUAGCAGCUAGCGCAACCUUCACCGGCGACGACUACGACGACGACGAUGGUGACGGUCGAGGACGUCCGCAAGGGGCAGCGGGCCGAAGGUCCGGCCACGGUGAUGGCCAUCGGCACGGCGACUCCGCCGAACUGCGUCGAUCAGAGUACCUAUCCGGAUUACUACUUCCGGAUCACCAACAGCGAGCACAAGACGGAGCUCAAGGAGAAGUUCCAGCGCAUGUGUGACAAAUCCAUGAUUAAGAAGCGUUACAUGCACUUGACAGAGGAAAUUUUGAAAGAAAACCCGAAUUUGUGUGCCUACAUGGCAACUUCCCUGGACGCCAGGCAAGAUAUGGUUGUGGUUGAGGUGCCCAAGUUAGGCAAAGAGGCUGCUACCAAGGCCAUCAAAGAAUGGGGCCAGCCCAAAUCCAAGAUCACCCAUCUGGUCUUCUGCACCACCAGCGGUGUCGACAUGCCCGGCGCCGACUACCAGCUUACCAAGCUCCUGGGGCUCCGUCCUUCGGUGAAGCGGCUCAUGAUGUACCAACAGGGUUGCUUCGCCGGCGGCACGGUGCUCCGCUUGGCCAAGGACCUGGCUGAGAACAACAAGGGUGCCAGGGUGCUCGUCGUCUGCUCGGAGAUCACCGCCGUCACUUUUCGUGGGCCUAGUGACACCCACUUAGACAGUCUUGUCGGUCAGGCACUGUUUGGCGAUGGGGCUGCGGCCAUAAUUGUUGGGUCAGACCCGGUGCCGGGGGUCGAGAAGCCCUUGUUCGAGCUAGUCUCCGCUGCCCAAACCAUUCUCCCAGAUAGUGACGGGGCCAUCGAUGGCCACCUUCGUGAAGUGGGCCUUACAUUCCACUUGCUCAAGGAUGUUCCAGGCCUCAUCUCCAAGAACAUAGAAAAGAGCUUAGUUGAGGCAUUCAAGCCCAUAGGCAUCUCAGACUGGAACUCCAUUUUCUGGAUAGCCCACCCCGGUGGCCCUGCUAUUCUGGACCAAGUCGAAGAGAAGUUGGCCCUAAAGCCCGAGAAGCUACGGGCCACCAGGCACGUGUUAAGUGAAUACGGAAACAUGUCAAGUGCAUGCGUGUUGUUCAUACUCGACGAGAUGAGGAGGAAGUCUACUGAGGAGGGGCUCAAGACCACUGGCGAGGGGCUAGAGUGGGGUGUGCUCUUCGGGUUUGGGCCUGGGCUCACCGUCGAGACCGUGGUUCUCCAUAGCGUGGGUGCUUAAUCGAGCUCGCUUGGCCCAUAUCCCAUAGGCUAAUUUAUAUGGGCUUUUCUUCAAUUUUAUAUGCUUCUGUGUCGGAUUGGGUUUGUAUGCUCCACUUUAUUAUUCGCGUUUGAAAUAAUGUUUUGUAAUAAAAGUAUGGCAAACGAAAGGAAUUUUGGGUGUCAGGCACCUAAUUUAGUAAAGAAUUGGCAUAUUCCUUUGUA
Molecule: messenger RNA, 1480 nt
Organism: Diospyros lotus (date-plum)
Lineage: Eukaryota; Viridiplantae; Streptophyta; Magnoliopsida; Ericales; Ebenaceae
Product: chalcone synthase 2
Exons: 2
Coding region: 108-1277 (389 amino acids)
Biological process (GO): polyketide biosynthetic process
Molecular function (GO): acyltransferase activity, transferring groups other than amino-acyl groups
Source: RefSeq, a predicted model, not a curated record